Scaptodrosophila lebanonensis is the source of this 2824-nucleotide messenger RNA. RefSeq lists its product as uncharacterized. The record is from RefSeq and is a predicted model, not a curated record. NCBI's taxonomy places the organism in Eukaryota, Metazoa, Arthropoda, Insecta, Diptera, Drosophilidae. Gene Ontology annotation, biological process: signaling. The coding region runs from base 195 to 2120 and encodes 641 amino acids. The transcript has 6 exons. Gene Ontology annotation, cellular component: postsynaptic specialization; glutamatergic synapse. Gene Ontology annotation, molecular function: molecular adaptor activity.
AAAUCUAUCGAUUCGGCUGUAAUUUAGUUUGUAUCAUUAUUGACGGUAAAUUCGCAAAGCAAUAGGGAAGUUGUAAUUAUGAAACAAGAUCAAAGCUGAUAUUUGCUUCAAGAAAUAAACAAGUCAAAAGUACGAGAAAGUCGAUCGGAACCGCAACGAGUAUUGGAGGCGGAGAACUCAGAGACUAAUUUCUGAUGGAUCGCAGCUUGGAUUCCAUUGGCAGCUGUUCCCUCGAUGUAGAUGCCGAUUCAUCCGAUAUAUCAGAUACCAGUGGAAGUUUGAAUUUUCCGACACCGCUCUCUGUGAAAGACAUCACGCGCGAAUUUACUGCGAACAUACGAGAACGUUGCACGCUGCGCUCCCCGCAGCAGCCACAGUAUACAACGGCGUACGUGGAUCCCCUAACGGGUCAGGUUCGCAUGGUGCUAACACCGUCGGCGUCCUCGAACGUGGAGCAUAGCCAGAACGCUGCCAACGCUAGUCUGAAAACGGCAGAGGAGACCAGCACGGUGAGCAUUAAUAUCGAUGCGGGCCUCUACGAAAAGAAACCCAGCUAUUUGAAUUUGGCUUGCUGUGUCAACGGUUAUUCCAACCUGACCACCUACGAUUCGAAAAUACGCCAGGACAUAAACAAAUCGCGUGAGGUCUCUCCCAUACGUCCAUCGACUAGCAGUCUCCAGUAUUGCAAGAAAAACAACUCGCUGGCGGCCCCCGUGCUACUCACCAUGCCAAAUGCCACAACACCACUCACAAAGCAACCAUCGCCCGGCAGCAAGUACACGCUGAUUGAGACAAACAACAACAAUAACAACAAGAACGGACAUCAUAUUGAGAAUGGAAGUGCGCAUUCGCACAAUGUCAGCAACGGCAGCACCAACGGUGAUGUGGGUAAGCAUGGGACAGGUUCGGCCAGCAGUUUUAUAAAACAACGCGUCGAGCGUCUUUACGGUCCCGGUGCAUUGGCUCAGGGAUUUUACUCGCCCAAAAAACAUGGACUGUCUCCCGUUUCGGCUCGUGGUUCGAAGCAAAGUCUGGAGGUUGAGUCACCACAAAGCACCGAGUUGGCGAGAAAAUUCAAACAACUUUCUCCCGGUAAGGAUUACGGUGAAUUCCGAAAAAAACUGGACAACAAUUGCGCCCAAACUGCCACAGCGCGUCAAACAGAAACGCAAGUCACAAUUGGAAAUAAUGGAGAUGUAGAUUUGCCGGUAUUUAGGCACUUAAGUCACGAGUUUCGGGCACAACUACCGACCGUAUCGCCGAAACGUAAUGUGUCGCGCAUUUCGCCUGCACCAGAAGUUCCACCACCAAUUCUUUCGAAUGGAAAGUGCAAAAACAAUGAUGCAACUUCCACUUCUGUGGAUACUGUUGACCACGAGGCCGUGCAAGUGCCGCAGCUGCGAUCGGAAGAGUACAUUAGUACAACCAAAAUUCUCUCUGUCGAACCCAUGCCGGCAGCUAUUAUCGAAAAAGAUGGCAAUUACUUUCUUAAAAUACUCAAAAGCGAACAGUCUCGUCUGCUCGUGCUGGCCGCUGAAGUAGACAAAUACACCGAUGCCUUAACAAACAAUCCUGAUAUUACUGAAGAUACAUUUGGACUGUUGCGAUCAGCCUCGGGCAAGGCACGUUUGUUGGUUUCCCAGAAAAUGAAACAGUUUGAGGGUUUAUGUCACAAAAAUCUAAACCGGUCACCCGAGGACGCAUUUCCCACAACAGUCGAUGAUUUGCAAGGUUUCUGGGAUAUGGUUAAUUUGCAGGUGGCGCACAUUGAUUCCAUUUUCGCAGACAUUGAGCAACUGAAGAGCAAUGAUUGGAAGCGCAAACAAGAUCCCGUCGAGGAUAUUAGUUUACCUUCAAAAUCAACGAAACUUUUGAAGACUGGGAAUUCAAAAUCGAAAACAUCGUUGGGUAAUCAACCAGGAAAUGCCAGUCCAAAAAGCUCAAAUUCAGCUGCGGCCUUAAAACGGGAAGCGCAAAGGAAGCAACUACUGGAGAUGAAACGUCAGCGUCGUGAGGCAAUGGCUGCCAUUGCAAAAAAUCAAACAGCCUGUGAUGGCGUUGUCGAGUUGCAAGAUGCAGCUGGUGAUAGCGUUAAUAUUGCCGUUGACAACAGCAGCUGAAUUCUGCACACUGCUAAUACCAAUAUAAAGAAUAUGCUCUCUAGGUCUAUCUAAAUAAUUAACACACACAUAUAAAACAUAUAUACAUAAUACACUGGUAGACAGAACACAUAUGCCUAGAAAUUCCUAGUUGAAUUAAUACUUAACUAGUCCCAACUAUAAAUGCACACGGUGUGGAGCUUCUAAUAUUGCAUAAUUAUAAUAAUUGUAAGAAUGUUAAAAUGUGUCACAAGGUGUCAAAAUGAAAACAAACGACAAAUUGGAUGCAUGUGCAUCGAUUACCCAUUUUGUUAUAUUGAUAGAGCAAUCGCAUUAUUCGCAUCAUCGAUUACAACGCUUAAAUUAUUUAUAAUGUUUGCCUUAUAUGCGUGUUUUUGCUCGUUAAAUCUUUUAGCUACGCACUUUGAAAACCACAUAAAUUGUUUGUAAUUAAUUUUUCAUACUUGGACUUGGACAUACUUUCAUACACCACACGCAUUCAAACAUAUAUAUUUUUUAAAUGAAUGUAUUUUACAAACACCUGGGAAAAAAAACAAACACAUAAAAGACAUUUAUUUUUGUGUAAUAGAAAUUUAAGUACAUGCAACAAGAGAAAAAGCUCACCAACGAAAGUGCUGCGUAUUUAUUGAUCUUUUGAUAACAUUAUUGAUAAAAGAACACAAUGAUAAAUAUAUAUAUAUUUUUUGGCAUAUUAUGUAGCUGCA